CUUACCCUUUUCAAAAUGAGACAAAGAAGACGAAGUCAGACGAGUCACGUCGUUCCAAGUAACGGCUACUUAACCCCACUCAAAUCCACCAAUUCCAACGGUCAUAUUUCUUAUUUCUUAUUUCUUCGCCUCAAUAACCAAACACUUCCACAUUAUAUACCUCUCUCCAUUAAUUCAAACCCUAACAGCAAACAGCAGAUACACAUAAUUCAGAGAAAUUCAAAAGCAGGCCAAUUCAAAAUGAUGAUGAAGAACCAGAAAAACAACACCAUUGUUGUAUUUGUUUUUCUUGCAUUAGCCAUUUGUAUUACCUCUCAACCAUCCAAUGCCCCUGCACCUUCUCCACCAAAAUAUCCGUCUAAACCUCCGCCAACUGCUCCGUUAACAUCACCGCCGCCCUCUUCUUCUUCUUCUUCACCGCCCACUCAUGCUCCCUCAACAUCACCACCCCCGUCUUCUCCGCCCACUUCACAAUCAACUUCACCAUCGCCAACUCCAUCAAUCCCACCACCCACUGCCGCUGCCCCUUCUCCAAGCGGGUCUCCUCCAUCUUUAUCUCCGGCAUCGCCGCCUCCCUCUGUUUCCACUCCUACUGCAACUCCAGUGACCGCUCCUACUUCGGCUCCUGUUUCCAGCCCGCCGUCUAUUUCCGAAGGUCCGACUACGGCAGCAACACCGGAGGUUUCUCCUGGUAUUCCUUCUAGUUCAGCAACACCGGAGGUUUCUCCUGGUAUUCCUUCUAGUUCAGCAACACCAACAGAGGCUCCAAUGGUGUUCCCUUCUACUAGCAGUCCGCCUAGCCCUACUCCGGCCAGUUUAUCACCGGAAACUGCUUUAAGUCCGGUUGUUGAUGAUACGGGUUCUGGGUCCAUUUAUGAGAGUCGGGCUGUUUUCAGCGGGUUAUUGGGUAUUGCUUGUGUUCUAGGUUUGGUCGUUUAAAAUUAAUUAUUAUUGCUGUUUAGCUUUCAACAUUAUUGCUCAUAUUUGUUUGUACUAAUAUUUUCUUGUAUGGCUAUUAUUGUCACUCAUUUUUUAUGAAUAAUAAACUCAUUAGUUUCUCCUUGAUUGAUUAAA
Mercurialis annua (annual mercury) is the source of this 1074-nucleotide messenger RNA. Its product is annotated as proline-rich receptor-like protein kinase PERK8. NCBI's taxonomy places the organism in Eukaryota, Viridiplantae, Streptophyta, Magnoliopsida, Malpighiales, Euphorbiaceae. Bases 16 to 939 code for a protein of 307 amino acids. The transcript has a single exon. The record is from RefSeq and is a predicted model, not a curated record.